Molecule: messenger RNA, 536 nt
Organism: Emys orbicularis (European pond turtle)
Lineage: Eukaryota; Metazoa; Chordata; Testudines; Emydidae
Product: zinc finger protein 2-like
Exons: 6
Coding region: 69-536 (155 amino acids)
Biological process (GO): regulation of DNA-templated transcription
Source: RefSeq, a predicted model, not a curated record
CGGGAUGCGUCACUUCCGGGCCGCUGCGGGGGGAGCUCCGGGCCCGCGGGAGAGCCGGCUACAGAAUAAUGUUCACAUUUCGCUGCAGAUCAUCCCCUCCUCCCAGCGGGAAGGAAAUGGCUUCAAUGGAGCUGGCUCAGGGGCUGGUGACUUUCGAGGAGGUGGCUGUGUAUUUCACCAAGGGGGAAUGGGCUCUGCUGGACCCCACUCAGAGAGCCCUCUACAGGGAUGUCAUGCAGGAGAACUAUGAAACGGUGGUCUUGUUGGGGUUUCCAGUUUCCAAACCUGAUGUGAUCUCGCAGCUGGAACGAGGGGAAGAGCCGUGGGUCCCGGACCUCCAGGGCUCUGAGAAAGAAGUGCUCCCAAGAGCUGCCUUCACAGGUGUUGGGAUGGUGAAUGAGAAUGAGGAGGAGAAACCCCAUCAGGAAGAUGCUGAGCAAGUAGAACCACAUGGAAUGUUAUCAGGAAGAUCCAAAGGGAAUGUUUUCGGGAGUAGUGCACUCCGAGAAAAAGCAAAAGCCUCAGAAUCAACUUGA